Molecule: messenger RNA, 255 nt
Organism: Didymodactylos carnosus
Lineage: Eukaryota; Metazoa; Rotifera; Eurotatoria; Philodinida; Philodinidae
Source: the annotation of a GenBank genome assembly
AUGGGUAAUACUUCUACGAUUGAAGUUGGCUCGAAUAUACCAUCGAAUACUAUUCUUGGAACAAUGACAAGAUUUGAGUCGAAAACAAUAACAACAACAACACAAAAGCAAUAUGAACGUAUUAUCCUAGGCACACCGGCUAGACAAAUACCAUUUCAGUUUAAGUCAACGUUAAUAGAUACUACAAUUUCAUACAAUAAAUCACACACUUCAAAAUUAAAUAAAAUACUAUUAAUUUUGUCAAAAUAUUGUUAG